Molecule: messenger RNA, 2523 nt
Organism: Bemisia tabaci
Lineage: Eukaryota; Metazoa; Arthropoda; Insecta; Hemiptera; Aleyrodidae
Source: RefSeq, a predicted model, not a curated record
UUGUCUAUUUUCUCGGAGGCGGAGGAGAUGGGCCGGACCGUAAGAAAGGAAAAAAGGGAACUUAAUAGUACAAUGGACACGUUACAGGAAAUUUCUUAACGUUAUCAAAACAUUUUUAUCAGAACAAUCACCAAUUACGACAAGAAAUGAACGUCUCACGGUCUACAUCCGCACCCCAGUAGCGGAAUUGACUUUUUUGAGGUGCGAGAGUUAAUGUGCCUACUCAAUUUUUGGAAACAUACAGUGAUUAAUAGUUCAAUGUUUUUUAAUUAAUUGUUAUACCCAUAUCUCGGCGAACUGCUCGAAAAAAAUCUUGCAGGUUAAAUCGAGUUGUGACUACCUCACACUGAGAAGAUUUUACCCAGGAAGUCGAAAAAUUGACACGUGUGCAGUUCAAGGUUCAAGGACAAAAACCGGUCGUCCUGAGAAAAAAUGCUUAUUUAAUGGUUUGUCUUUCGGCCUCUCGCAUUAUUACGUUGUUAGAAAAUCUGUUUGUUGCCAUUUUGAAACUAGGCCACGAACCGAUGUGUAGUUGAAUGAUUUUUUUUAAAUUUUACAAUUAGCCGUGGAACUUCCAAAAACCUCACAGAAACAAUCUUCGCGAGCGACCACGAUUUUCACAAACUAUUCCGGCUGCUUGUUAAUAAGACGUCCGUAACAGUGAAAAAUAAAGGUCAUGCGAUUUACUCUAGGCGGCUUAAGUGUUCAUUUAGCCGGUUACCAAGUAUGCAUAGCGGUGUUUUUGUGGAAUUUCGUUCCGAACACCAAAGGAAGCACGACAUCUCACCAUGAAAAUCAUUCACAACCACAACAUGAAGCGACUACGAGUAGGGAACACGGUUCACAUGAGUCGCAUACUCCUACAAUUUCACCUCAUGCGACCACGCCUAAUAACACAAGAAUUGAGCUGACCCUUCCUCCACCGAUAUCCCCUCUGGAGAUAAAACAAAAGCUCGAGGAUAUGCUCAUUGUACCUGAUGUUGUACACACCGCACCAGAACAAAAAAUUGAUGUCUGGUUUGGUACUUACUUUGCGGAGAUGGGAAAUGUUGUUCAUGAGGAUGUGGUUUCAAAACAACCGGUUUUACUUUUAUGGAAAUGGAACCCUGGGGACUUUUUCACACUCAUAGUUACAGGCCCCGACGUGCCAAACAGUGAACUACCAACUGAUGCUGAAUGGAGGCAUUGGAUAGUGAUGAAUAUUCCAGGAAAUGAUGUCCUCAAAGGUUACACCCUUAGGGAUUAUGUUGGUUUUGGAAACGAGACGGAAUUAGGAAUUCAUAGGAUGGUUUUCCUGGUAUUCAAACAGCCGCGGCCAUACAUGAGGUCCCCUGAGGCAAUACUGAGGACCAGCGACAGUGCGUAUCGAGGAUUUUUUUCGACUCGAAAUUUUGUGCGCAUGCACAAUUUGGGCAUACCUGUUGCAGCCAAUUUUAUCUUAGUAAAUUGCACCAACAUUAUACAUGACCCUGUUGCCUGGGCCGGCAUGACAUCACAUCCGACAACACAUCCUACAACAUCUGAGAGUACGAAGCUCAAGACUGAAGGGGUGACGACAUAAGGAUAUGAGUGGACUGUGCAUGCAGAGGAAGUGACGACAGAAAUAAAACCAAAAUAGAGAGAAGUUAAAUGGCUCAAAAAAUCAGCCCUUGAGGGUAGUUAUGAUACCCACGACCUCAUCUCUAGUAUUAAGCAACAGGAAUAACUAAAAACGCUGGUAGAAUGUGGAGCGAAGGAAAAAUAGACUCAUACUCAUAACUUCACCUAAUCAAAUGAUCAACUUUCUAAUGAAAGAAAAAUAAAUCAUUUCAUAGAAACAAGCUACAAAAGCAAGUAAUUUUUGGCAAAAUUAACCUGUCCGCCCUGCGUUUAAAACUAUUUGGGGAUCACUGAAAAUCUAGAAAAGUUCCUUCUUCAAAAAAGAAAAAAAAAAGAAGAAGAAAAAAAGGCUCGAAAGAAAAAUCAUGGUUUUUCUCAUAUGCUCGUGCUUGAAAUUGAAAGACUUCAGAUUGAUAGAGAUAGGUUUUUUCUGAUUUGUAGUACAUACAGACCAUCGACAUAAAAUCAAGAAAAACAAGACCUUGAAUUCAAUCCAUUGACAGUCUUUUUCAUCUGAUUAUAAAACGUCAAUACAUUUUAAUGUUUUUUUAGGAAGAACUAAAUGAUAGAGAGUCAGGCUAAAGAGCUAUAAAAAAUUAUUGAGGUGUUAAAAUAUCAUGUAACAAUGUGUCAGAAUCCAGCUAAUUACCUCUAUAGCUCUUUCUUUUAGUGCCUCAAGUUAGUUUCCUUGAUUCUAAAAACAAUUGACUUUCAACUUACUUCUUCUUCUUUUAAAAAAUGUUACUACCCUCUGUGCUUAUAAUGAUACAGUUCUUCUCAGCAGUUAGUGAGGAUCAGAUAGUACAACAAAAAUGUUUUGUUUUUUCUUAAAAACAACAAAUUGUUGUGUUUAUUUACCGCCUUUCGGUUUCAAAGUGUAAGGUCACAUUAAAAAAUGUACAAUUAAAUAAGCUUUUAAUCAGU